Messenger RNA from Melospiza melodia melodia, 2708 nucleotides. RefSeq names its product coiled-coil domain containing 3 (gene CCDC3). NCBI's taxonomy places the organism in Eukaryota, Metazoa, Chordata, Aves, Passeriformes, Passerellidae. The transcript has 3 exons. The record is from RefSeq and is a predicted model, not a curated record. Gene Ontology annotation, biological process: negative regulation of gene expression. Gene Ontology annotation, cellular component: extracellular region. Bases 1 to 861 code for a protein of 286 amino acids.
AUGCCGCUGCCGGUGUCGCUGCCGGUGCCGGUGCUGGGGCUGGUGCUGGUGCUGGGGGCCCGGGCGGGUGCCGGGGGUGGCUGCCAGCUCCCGGCCGAGUGGCGGCCGCUCAGCGAGGGCUGCCGGGCCGAGCUGGCCGCGAUCAUCGUGUACGCGCGGGUGCUGGCGCUGCACCCCGACCCCUACGGCGCCUACAACUACCUGCCCUGGCAGAGGGGCCCCCCCGGCGGCGCCCAGCACGGAGCGGGGGAUCUCUUCUACUCGGCCGAGAUCGAGCUGCUGUGCGACCAGGCGUGGGGCAGCAUGCUGGAGGUGCCCGCCGGCUCCCGCCUCAACCUCACCGGCCUCGGCUACUUCUCCUGCCACUCGCACACCGUCAUGCAGGGCUACGCUUAUUUCUUCUUCCUGCGAAUGGAUGAGAACUACAUCCUGCUGCCACACGGAGUCAACUUCCAGGAGGCGAUUUUCCCCGACACCCAGGAGAACAGGAGAAUGUUUGCCAGCCUUUUCCAGUUUUCCAACUGCUCGCAGGCACAGCACGCGCUGAGCUUCUCCAGUGACUGGGAGAUUCAGGAGGACAACCGGCUGAUGUGCUCCUCGGUGCAGAAGGCCCUGUUUGAGGAGGAGGACAGGGUGAAGAAGCUGCAGCAGAAGGUGGCGGCGCUGGAGAAGCGCAACAAGCAGCUGCGGGACCGGGUGAAGAAAGUCAAGAGGUCUCUCCGGCAAGCCAGGAAAAACUCCAGGCACAUGGAGCUGGUGAACAGAAAGCUCAGUGAGAAACUUUCCUCUGCAGGUGGUCAAAUGCCCUAUAUUAACUCUUUGAAGCAGGAGAACUCCCACGGUACCUACCUGAAGGUAUAAUGCAGGGUAAGUGCUCAGGCCUGUGGGUUUUGUCUGCGUUAGAGCAGGGUUCUGGCCCUCACGCCUUCUCUAUGCUGUGCUUCAAACCUUGCAUGGAAAAUGAAUCUGACCUUGCUUUAGACACAGUGCCAGAUUAAACAGGAAUGCCAGCUGGAUUUGGCACGGCCCACAGCCGUGUCCUGCUGUUCUCAGUGCACACAGGGCCCGACAAUCAUCUGUGCCUCUCCUCCCUCACCCAGCUGCACCUCCAGCUUUAGGCUGUGCUUGAUGGAAGUGCCAGCCCAGACCUCUGGGCUAUUGCAGGCACUUGACACAGGAGCUCCUCCUGAUAGUUUACCUCCUCCUCAUGGGCUGGGCAAGCAAGGCUUCCCAAAUCUUGGGAUCUAGAGAGGGGUGUGGUGGGAAGGAUGAAGGCAUGGAUGCCCUUCGCUCCCUUAUCACCCUCAUGCUCUCGGCCUUGAGCUUGAUUGAAGUCCUCACCCAGUGCCUGGGCAUAGGCUGUGUCUGAGACUGGCAGUUUGUGCCCCUAUUCAGCACAAAAUAUAGAUGUGCUCAAAUUGUCUUAAGACUGUCCCUAUAUAUCUUUAAAUAUUCUAAAUCGAAUAAAUAACAACUUUUAUUUUUCCAAAAAGUGCCUCAAAGCUCUCAGUAACUCCCCGAGUGCCUUUAUCACUGGUCAGCCAGCUGGGUUGGAAACCACAUCAUUUUGGGACUGUGUUUAAGACCAAAUCCUGCAGUCAGGAGUGGACCGAGCCUAUGAGUGGGUGUUGGAUCAGGCCCAGCAGGCAAUUUCAGAUCCCAUUCUCAAGCAGGUUUAAUUACAGUGUGGACAAAGCUUCAAGUUUUGUAGUCACUGAGGUAUAAUGGAGGUUGCUGGGCAGCCUCAUUUAGUUACAUUUAAAACCUGUAGAGACCACAUCAAUAUCAACAGGGCAUUAAAAAUUUAGGUAGUUUAUAUAUGUAUAUAUUUUAAAAUCCUAUAGAAAAUAUUUUUAUUACACAUUUGAUAUAGUCUAAUUUCUUAAAAUAUGAAGUAAAACCUGUUUCUUGGUUAUCUCGUAAAAAAAGAAAAGUCCAUCAUAUCCUUUAUUAGGCAUUUAGAAAAUCACUUCUGCUCAAGCAGUGUGGGUUUAGGCCUCAGUAUCCAUGGCUGAUAAUGUUAAUGCUUGAAACUAUCCCUGCACUUGGAAAAGCCCAUAUCAGCUUUCAGAUGUGAGCUUCAGUCCAAGCAGAACACAGAAGCUGACUCUCAUUACCUUCCAGUUUUGCUCCUUUUGGAAGUACUUUUUUUUUUCCCCUCUUGAAAUAAUAUUGGCAUUUUUAAAGAUUCUGACUCCUCCUCAAGCUCCACUGGUUUCAAAGGCUCCACCUUCCACAUCACCACAAUUUGAAUUGUUUUCUGCUGGAGUCAGCAAUGCUGUUUCCUGAGAAUAACUACAGAACUUCGGCUUCCCUAGAAGCCAUCAAGAGAUUUUAACUCCACAAUUUAAAUCCAUAGAAAAGUAACUACUUUUUGUUGUUUUAUUUUCUGGCUUCUAAACUACUGUUUAAACAAAUGAACUGAUUUUCCUGGCAUAGGUAUUAAAAGCUUGUGUUUUAAUUUUUUGUCAAGAAAAAUAUUCCCUCUGGUAUUCAUUCAUGUUUUAUAAGUGUUUGUAUAAAGCUGAGAAAGUAUAAUUAAUAUAGCUAAACCUUUGCUAUUCUUACAGAUUUUCCAAACACAGUGUUGAAUAUCUUUUUCUUUUGGCUGGUAUUUUUGUUGCUUGAUGAAAAGAUUGGAAUUUUCUUCCUGUUUCCCCCUUUGUCUUCCUUAAAAAAAAAAAAAAAAGUAAAACAUUUUGUUCUCC